UUUCCCCCAUGAGGACAGUGGAAUAGGCAGCUCAGAGCCUGGGUGGGCUCCAUCCUUGGAAGUUUUCAAGACCCAACUGGACAAAGCAGCCUGGACUUAUCUCAUAGCAGACCCUUCUUUGAGCUCUUGAGGUCCCUUCCAACUUGGAUCCUAGAAUCUCUAUAUUUUUUUCUAGAAAGCUCUAUGCUAGUGUGUUUUUGUAAUCCUUUACUUUGUUUCCACUACUGAUGCAAAGCAGGGAUUCAUUUUUUUAGACUGUAAGUGCAGAAGUAUGAAUGCUUACUCUACUAUGCAUUAAUCUGCAAAACUGCUACCUAUUACCACUUCAGAUUUCUUCACAAGCUAUUCAAAUAACUACACAGCUCUCUUUUAGGGCCGAAUUCCAUGAUGUUCAGAGGAGCUACUCAUGUUGUAAAAGAUGCAUUUACUCUUUUGUUGACAAGAUCUCAGUACUGUAACCCAGGAUUGAAUUUUUCAUCAGCGUGGACUGAAGUAGCAAACAGAAGUUUCCCAAUGCAUUCCACUUACACAACUGAUACAAAGUCAAGAGAGGAAAAUAAAAAAACCAUUGAGAGUCUCUACAGUUUGUCAGUUGACAUUAAGAAAAUCCGCAGACUAAAGGAAUGGGUUCUUCUCCAGGAGGUGGCUUAUGUUAAAGAAAUUGCUGGUAUCUUGCAAGAAAUGGGAGCGGAUGAGACUGCGGUAGCUAACGUUUUAGAACGCUGCCCAGAGGCAAUUCUCCACACCCCUGCGGAGGUAAAUUCUCAAAGAGCUCUAUGGCAAUUAGUAUGCCAGAAUGAAAAGCAGUUGAUUAAAUUAAUAGAGCAAUUCCCAGAGUCUUUUUUCACUAUUGAACAUCAUGAGAACCAGAAGGCAAAUAUACUGUUUUUUCAGGAGUUGGGACUUAAGAAUAAUAUAAUCACCAGGUUCUUGACAAGCGCACCCAAUAUAUUCUACAAUCCUGUUGAGAAAAACAAAACCAUGAUAGAGACAUUACAAAGAAACUAUUUAAGUUUAGGUGGUUCUGAUGCAAAUAUGAAGAUCUGGAUACUGAAGCUGUUGAGCCAAAAUCCAUUUAUUUUAUUAAAUAGUUCCACUGCAAUCCAGGAGAACUUGGAAUUUCUCCAGAAGAAUGGUUUCACUGACCAGGAAGUUCUACACCUGUUGUCUAAACUUAAAGGAUUUAUCUUUCAGCUUACACCUGCUACUAUGCAGAAGAGCAUGCUUUUUUCCAAAAACGUCUUUAAGUGCAACGAUCAAGACCUGAAACAGCUCGUGCUGACAUGCCCAGCCCUUCUCUACUAUUCUGUUCCAGUUUUGGAAGAAAGACUCGAAGGACUACUAAAGGAAGGAAUUUCUGUAGCACAGAUUAGAGAGACACCAAUGGUGCUGGAGUUGACAACACAAAUUAUUCAGUACCGAAUUAAAAAGCUCUCUGCUUUGGGAUAUGACAUAAAGAGCGGGACUCUAGAAAGCCUGAAUGGUACUAAGAAAGAUUUUGAAGUCAGUUAUGGUAAGAUACAAUCAAAGAAGGAGAGACCAAUUUUUAAUCCUGUUGCUCCUAUAAGCAUCGAAGAUUAAUUUGAAUGCUGUCCUCUAAAGUACACAAAAAUUAUCAAAGAGAAGAGAGAUGUUGGUUCCUUGAGAAGAGCGGAAAGAAAAGUAAUCUUAACCAGAUUGUAGUCUUACACUGUACUUUGUGCUGGAGUGUCUUGGGCACAACUUCAUUCCACAAUUGUAGCCAUCUCAUCCUUUCAAAUAAUAUCAGAGAAUUUAAUGAUAAAGGUUGCCUUUUCCCCAGGGAGUACCUUACAUGGUUUUUGAUUCUGUUACAUUUCUUUAUCUAACAAGGCAUGAACUGCUCUGGAUUUUCAGCACUGUCACUGCAUAGUCCACCCCGUGGUAGCAAUUGAUACAAUCUUUGUCUGAGAAAGAGAAAAGGAGGGUUAUUUUUCCAGUAACAUUCAUCAACCCAGUGGUCAUCUGACUUUUGGAGACUCUUUUAGAGUUCUCUUCCUUAUUGCUAACAGUAGCACUGGCUCCCCGAUCCUGUACCGCAGCAGACUUCACUGCUUGGAUAGGAGAGCCUAGCUAGAGCGCAGUCUGUGAACGGAGGGAGAACAUAUCUUCAUUUAAUGACUGCUACACUGGGGCCCCAGUAAGUUUCUGUACAAACUAUAAUACAAAGAAGCUGUGAGAGAACCUCCUUUGCAUUUUUGAGACUUCAAAAUGUACUCCUUUUGCAAACGGUUUGGGGCAAGAGGAAAUAAAUCCCUUGCUAUUGUCUAGUCUUACCUAGAAAUGCUUGGGGAGAGAAAAAGGUUAGGGACAGACUUCAGUCUCAAAAUGAUUGCAGAAGAAAGGAAAAAGUCAUGAUUCUAUGCUAGAUGUAAUAAAACGCUAGACUGUAAAACCACUGGUGAUUAAAAAUGACUACCAGAUUUGCAAACAGCUGCCACAGUUGCUAAAUAUAUGGGUGAUGCUGCUUCUCGGAUAUCACUGUAUGGUAAUUGUUGACAAGUGCUGGCUUUCAAAAUAGUAACUAUGUGAUAGAGCUUAAGUUGUCAGGGAAUUUCACUUAUUUUCCUUUAUGGGCUGUGAAUGCUAAUAUAAAACAGUAGCGUUAUUGACAUUAUCUCAGUAGAAUUAGGAUCGUCAGCGAUUUUAUUUCUCGGAAAGACUUUCCCAAGCAGCUAUUCCAUACACAUUCCCUCUUGACAGCAGGAGAAAAGUUACACCCCCCCCACACUCUGGGCCAUUCUUCAAGGUCAUUUUUAACAGACAUUCUGGCAGCAAGUCCAGAGUUCCUUUUCUUAAAGAGAAGUUUUAAAUCACUGAGGGAAGCUGGUAUUGAGUUACUUGUUCCAAGGGUGGGCUGCAAGAUGAUGAUUUUAUAUAGCCUGCCACAUAUCCACGUGGAAAGGGCUAGAAACAUCUGGUUAGAGCAGUGCCAAGGUCUCAGCAGCUGAAGGUCUUAAAACUCACCACCAUGCAGGCAAGUGCAGACGUGACAACAGCUUGUAGGAAUAAACACCACUCUCUUAAGAGCACAGCAAGAAUUCAAGAAGGGGCACGUAUCACCAGUACAAAAAAAAAGUCAGGCUGUCUUACUAAGCCAUUUCCUUGCCGACUCUUCAAAACACAUUAUCAUUUUCUAAGAGGAAACUGGGAAGACAGCCCUAUUAAAAAAUCAUAGGAACUUGCCUUUGUCCCUUUCGGACUGUUUUUCACUGCUCAACUAUUAAGCAGACCACAGUAUUAUUCGAAUUCAAAAACAUCCUUCCACUCAGACACAAGGGGGCAUUUCAGCGCUCUGAAGCUAUUCAUAAAGCAAUCGCAACGCUGAACUGAUCAGUGGUUUAGGAUGAAAAGGAAACUCAAGACAUAAAACAAUGUUUUCCCUGAAAAUUCAGCAUUUCCCUGGCUACCUUUUUUACAGACCCUGAAAUGGUUUAUUCCCAUCACUUACUUCCAGAGGCAAUGAUGAAACGGGAAAGUGACAUAUUUCCUUGAGUCACAGCCCAAGUUGCCACCAACUCGUUUUCCAUUCUGAAUGUUUUAAUUCUUCCUCCCCUUUCAAAACAAAGGCAUAAGCAGAAAGACUCCUUUUCUUUACCAGCAGACCAAAAUUCAUUCAAUCCUGUAUUCACAACUCUGUGCCUGGGACCCAUUUCUCUCUUCUUCACAGAACUCAUUUAUUAUAAAACCUCAGGGAAACUCCCAAUUACCAAAACGUUGUAUUGCUGAAAUCCACCUCCUGCUCUCUUGCUGUCACUCACAGACAACGUGAACCAGUUGCUACCGUUUAAGCCUGGCACAUAAAAGCCCACAGACCAACUUUUCGUUACAUAGUGAGCAGUCAGGCAUACAAUUCUUCUUCAUAAACAUUUCCCCUUUUGAAAUGCAGACUGGGAAAGGAGAGUAAAGUAAAACCACCACAAAACCCACCCCAAAACACAUGAACAAUGCCACUCCCCAUGAAAAAUUUAGUCCCAUAUUCCAUUCAGCUCCCUUUGAUUGUAGAAGUGGGUUAUCUGCAAGCCUCAGUUCCCAGGAAAAAUUAGUGCAAGGGGUUUUGUGUU
Messenger RNA from Cuculus canorus (common cuckoo), 4082 nucleotides. It is a transcript of the gene MTERF2, whose product is annotated as mitochondrial transcription termination factor 2. The record is from RefSeq and is a predicted model, not a curated record. Gene Ontology annotation, molecular function: double-stranded DNA binding. The transcript has 2 exons. Lineage: Eukaryota; Metazoa; Chordata; Aves; Cuculiformes; Cuculidae. Bases 385 to 1581 code for a protein of 398 amino acids. Gene Ontology annotation, cellular component: mitochondrial matrix. Gene Ontology annotation, biological process: regulation of DNA-templated transcription; termination of mitochondrial transcription.